CCAUGUGACGCACCGGGUGGCGAGCGUGGAAGCUGGGAGUAGGGGGCGGGACCGGGUUUAGUAGUAGAGGUGGUGUCGGAGGGUUUCCUCUGGACGCCUGUCUGCCGGCUCCUGUCGUUCCGUCGACUCGGAGGAGCGAAGGCGACCUCGACCUCCAGCGUCCCCGCGAACUGAAGCAGCGGGGGCGGGAGCCAGGAUGGUGUUGCUGGGCUUACAGGAUAAAGCUGUUGGGCAGGCGGGUGUGUCGGUGCUGGGGCAAGUGAUGGAGAAGAUAACGGGCGGCAACCUGCUAUUCACGCUGCUGAUCGCCUGCACCUUCACGCUUAGCCUGAUCUACCUGUCCCGCCUCGCCGUGGGCCACCUGGCCUCCCUGCCGGCUGGGGUGAAAAGUCCACCAUACAUUUCCUCUCCGAUUCCAUUCCUUGGACAUGCCAUUGCAUUUGGGAAAAGUCCAAUUGAAUUCCUAGAAAGUGCAUAUGAGAAGUAUGGACCAGUGUUUAGCUUUACCAUGGUGGGCAAGACAUUCACUUACCUUCUGGGGAGUGACGCCGCUGCGCUGCUUUUCAAUAGUAGAAAUGAAGACCUGAAUGCAGAAGAUGUCUACAGUCGUCUGACUACACCUGUCUUUGGGAAGGGAGUCGCAUACGAUGUGCCUCAUCCAGUUUUCUUGGAGCAGAAGAAAAUAUUAAAAAGUGGCCUUAACAUAGCCCACUUUAGACAACACGUUUCUAUAAUUGAAAAAGAAACAAAGGAAUACUUUCAAAGUUGGGGAGAAAGUGGAGAAAAAAAUUUGUUUGAAGCUCUUUCUGAGCUCAUAAUCUUGACAGCUAGCCAUUGUUUACAUGGUAAAGAAAUCAGAAGUCAACUCAAUGAGAAGGUGGCCCAUCUGUAUGCAGAUCUGGAUGGAGGUUUUAGCCAUGCAGCCUGGCUGUUGCCAGGUUGGUUUCCUUUGCCUAGUUUCAGGCGCAGGGACAGAGCUCAUCGAGAAAUCAAGAAUAUUUUCUAUGAGGCAAUUCAGAAACGCAGACAGUCUGAAGAGAAAAUUGAUGACAUUCUCCACAUUUUAUUAGAAUCUACUUACAAGGAUGGGCGUCCUCUGACAGAUGAUGAAAUAGCAGGCAUGCUUAUUGGACUGCUCUUGGCAGGGCAGCAUACCUCCUCAACUACUAGUGCCUGGAUGGGCUUCUUUUUGGCCAGAGACAAAACACUGCAAGAAAAAUGUUAUUUAGAACAGAAAACAGUCUGUGGAGAAGAUCUGCCUCCUUUAACCUAUGACCAGCUCAAGGAUCUCAAUUUACUUGAUCGCUGUAUAAAAGAAACAUUAAGACUUCGGCCUCCUAUAAUGACCAUGAUGAGGAUGGUCAGAACUCCUCAGACUGUGGCAGGCUAUACCAUUCCUCCAGGACAUCAGCUGUGUGUUUCUCCCACUGUCAAUCAAAGACUGAAAGACUCAUGGGUAGAACGUCUGAACUUUAACCCUGAUCGCUAUUUACAGGACAGUCCAGCAUCAGGAGAGAAGUUUGCCUAUAUACCAUUUGGAGCUGGGCGUCAUCGUUGUAUUGGGGAGAAUUUUGCCUAUGUUCAAAUCAAGACAAUUUGGUCCACUAUGCUUCGUUUAUAUGAAUUUGAUCUCAUUGAUGGAUAUUUUCCCACUGUGAAUUAUACUACCAUGAUUCACACCCCUGAAAACCCAGUUAUCCGAUACAAACAAAGAUCAAAGUGAAAAAGGCUGCUACAAGGAACCAAUAUGUAACAUCACUGUAAACUGCAAAAGCAUUUGAAGAGGAUGAAAUUUAUAAAACAACUUCCAGUAAUUUUUUUUUGUGUGUUUAAUUUUAAAAGCCAGCUUAACUUACAGCUUUUUAUUUUCUUAACUGAAUGGUUCCAUCAAAUCUAAUGGCAUUGCAGACAUUGCCUAAUAGUUUUAUGAUAGAUAUUUACUACAUUAUGCUUUAUUAAAGGAAAUCAAGCUCAUUAGUAAAAUUGUUUAGGGGGAUCUUGAUAAUUGGCAGACUCUAAAUAACACAACUUCCAGUUGUUAGUUUUAAUAGCAAAUGGAAAUCUUGGCAAGUUAAGUUCAGGGUUUUCAAAUCUUGGACUAGACUUGGAAGUAUAAAAGCCCAAGGAAAUAGUUGGAAGCCUUAGGUUAUUUAUUUACUUACUGGGUAAUGUUUGUGUGAGGGAGGAUGGGUGGAUAGGGAAUAAACUCAACUUUAAAGAUGUAUAAAAGAGAUCCUAUUAAUUGUUUUUGUAUGAUGAUACUCAGCCAUGUUGUAGAAAAACAUAUAUUUUGAAAUUAUAGCUGGGAUCACUAUGAGAAAUUGAGAUCUAUGACAAUGACUUCAUAAUUUCCUAAAAAUAAUGUAAUUAUUAGUACUAAAGACUGCUCUUGUAACAUCAUCUAAUUACUAAAAAAUACAUAUUUAUCUACCUGAUAAAUUUGUAUCUGGUUCUACAUGUUCACGUCUGUGUGAAAAUCCAAAAUAAAGUCCUUAAGGGACAACUUUUGUUC
Messenger RNA from Manis pentadactyla (Chinese pangolin), 2512 nucleotides. RefSeq names its product lanosterol 14-alpha demethylase. NCBI's taxonomy places the organism in Eukaryota, Metazoa, Chordata, Mammalia, Pholidota, Manidae. Bases 197 to 1723 code for a protein of 508 amino acids. The transcript is spliced from 10 exons. The record is from RefSeq and is a predicted model, not a curated record. Gene Ontology annotation, molecular function: iron ion binding; monooxygenase activity; oxidoreductase activity, acting on paired donors, with incorporation or reduction of molecular oxygen.